Molecule: messenger RNA, 1433 nt
Organism: Brassica oleracea var. oleracea
Lineage: Eukaryota; Viridiplantae; Streptophyta; Magnoliopsida; Brassicales; Brassicaceae
Product: probable WRKY transcription factor 25
Exons: 5
Coding region: 125-1252 (375 amino acids)
Biological process (GO): regulation of DNA-templated transcription
Molecular function (GO): sequence-specific DNA binding; DNA-binding transcription factor activity
Source: RefSeq, a predicted model, not a curated record
CUCGACACGCAAUCGUCGUCUUCUUUAUCCUCUUCUCGUAGAUCAUUUCUCUGAGGAAAGUUUCUUUUUUUAGCAAAUACUUUUGUUCCUGUGAGCUUCAAAGUUGCCUCUUUUUGUUAAGACCAUGUCGUCCACUUCUUUCACCGACCUCCUUGCUUCCUCCGGCGUUGACUGCUACGAACAAGACGAAGACUUUCUUGGUGGGUUUUACCCGGAGAGAACCGGGUCGGGUUUCCCCAAGUUCAAGACGGCUCAGCCUCCUCCUCUCCCGAUUUCACAAGCUUCUCAUGGUUUCUCCUUCUCCGACUUGCUUGACUCUCCUCUUCUUCUGAGCUCCUCUCAUAGUUUGAUAUCUCCGACGACAGGAGCGUUUCCAUAUCAAUGCUUCAAUGGAACAAACAAUCACUCAGAUUUUCCCUGGCAGCUACAAACGCAACCGCAACCGCAACCGCCAAACGCUUCUUCUGUUUUGCAAGAAACAUAUGCUGUUCAAGAUCUCCAGAAGAAGCAGGAGGAUCCGGUUCAUCGUGAGUUUGGAUCAGAUGGCCAGGUUAAGGUACCAUCAUACAUGGUGGUGAGUAGGAACUCUAAUGAUGGUUAUGGUUGGAGAAAAUACGGUCAGAAACAAGUGAAGAAGAGCGAGAACCCUAGGAGUUACUUCAAGUGUACGUAUCCUAAUUGUGUUUCCAAGAAGAUUGUUGAGACUGCUUCUGAUGGACAGAUCACUGAGAUCAUCUACAAAGGAGGUCACAACCAUCCUAAGCCUGAGUUCACCAAGAGACCAUCAGGAUCAAGAAGAAUGUUUAAUCCUUCUUCUGUUGUUAGUGAAACUCAUGAUCAGUCAGAGAACUCGUCGAUUUCGUUCGAGUACAGUGAUCUUGAGCAGAAGAGCUUUAAAUCUGAAUAUGGUGAGGUAGAAGAAGAGGAGGAACAACUUGAGAUUAAGAGACUGAAAAGAGAAGGUGAAGAUGAAGGAAUGUCUGUAGAAGUAAGCAGAGGAGUGAAAGAACCAAGAGUUGUUGUUCAAACAAUAAGUGAAAUUGAUGUUCUUCUAGAUGGCUUUAGAUGGAGGAAGUAUGGUCAGAAAGUUGUUAAGGGAAAUACUAACCCAAGGAGCUACUACAAGUGCACAUACCAAGGUUGUGGAGUGAGGAAGCAAGUAGAAAGAUCCGCGGAAGAUGAGAGAGCAGUUCUCACUACCUACGAAGGAAGACACAAUCACGACGUCCCAACCUCGCUGCGUCGGUCAUGAAAACAAUACAUUCCUGGGACUUAAAGUCACUAGUAAUAACAUUUUAGGAUUUGGUAAUACACAUACUAUAUGGCUAUCUUUUGUGCUCAUUACAGUUUGUUUAUUUGUUUGUUUGUAACACAGUAAGUAAGCAGUACAUUGUGUCGUACAGAGUGGUGGUUAGUAUUUAUUUUUAUCUUCA